AGGGAGGAAAGGAAGCGAGGCUGGCUGUGCUCUCUGCACCGCACCACUCUGUCCCUCAUUACCAUUCCAGACACUGCCUUCUCUGAGGAGAACCCUUCGCUCUGUUUGAAAUGCCAAUCACCGCUGGCUGUUCUUUCAUCCUCGAUCACACACACAGAAAGCGCGGGUGAGCGGGAGCCCCGCAGCCGCCGAGAGGAUUUCCCGCUCUUCUCCGACCGACCAAAGUUACUUUGAAAAAGAAAAAUUCACACGGAUAAUGCUGUUUAGGAUUGCAGGGUCUUGACUAGACUAUUUUUCCGUGUGUGAUCUCACCAGCAGACUAAUCAGUGCCAAGGGGGCAGGUUGGCAUCCUUUAAUCAGAGUGGUAAGGACUUUACUUCCUCUUUCCUUUUUAUUAUCCACAUUUCCUCUGGCAUCGGUCUGUAUCGCUCCAUCACAGCUGUGUGUCUCCUGAAACGGGCAAGAACCAGUCAGAGGAAGUUAAGGGUGAAGGGGGUGGACAUUAAUGCUUGUACUUUUUUGUGCUUACGAAUCGGAUCGUAACUGCUGGAUAUAGACUUUGUGCAAACCUGUGUAUAAAAGGAUUCCCGUAGACUGCGGAAAACAGAGCGAAUCAUGUUCAUGCUGAGAUGGCAGACAUCAGGCACGGGCACGUCUAUCCCGUCUGCCGGGGCCAGCAGCAAUCUGGGCAGUAUCUGCUGAGUUAAGCCCCCCACCCUGAGGAAAACUUCCUCCAUCCUCCUGUGCCCAUACACUUCUUUAACAAGAUGAACACAACUGAGCUGAACCAGAGCGCUGUGACCUUCUGCCUGCUGGACAUUAGCUACUCUCAGACCUUCAACACGUGCCUGCUGGAAGUCGUUGUCAUCCUCUUUCUCACCGUGCUCAUUAUCGCCGGUAACUUGGUUGUCAUCUUUGUGUUUCACUGCGCGCCUCUACUCAGCCACCAUACCACCAGCUCUUUCAUCCAGACAAUGGCGUAUGCUGACCUGCUGGUGGGAGUAAGCUGCCUCAUCCCAUCCCUGUCCUUGUUACACCACCUUAAAGGACUGGACGAGGAACUCACUUGCAAGGUGUUUGGUUACAUGGUGUGUGUGCUGAAGAGUGUCUCCAUGGCCUCGUUGGCUUGUGUUAGCGUGGACCGCUAUGUGGCCAUUACGCGGCCGCUGUCCUACGCGGCCUUGGUGACACCGUGCCGUCUCCGUGCCUGCAUUGCACUCAUUUGGGUCUACUCCUGUUUAAUCUUCCUGCCAUCUUUCUUUGGCUGGGGCAAGCCAGGGUAUCACGGUGAUGUCGUUGAGUGGUGCUCAUCGUCCUGGGCCACCCAGCCACUCUUUACUGCCUUCAUUGUAGCGGCGCUGUACGCACCCGCAGCCCUCACCGUGUGCUUCACGUACGCACACAUUUUCCGGAUAUGCCGACAACACACCCGACAAAUCAGCGAGCGGCGGGCGCGAUUUUGCCCGCAGCAGACCGAGCCCGGAGAGCCACCCGGACCUGACAAGCGUUACGCCACCGUGCUAUUUCGCAUCACCAGCGUGUUCUACCUGCUGUGGCUACCGUACAUCAUCUACUUUCUGCUAGAGAGCGCUGGAAUAUACCGCCAUCCCGCAGCCUCCUUUUUGACCACAUGGCUCGCGAUCAGCAACAGCUUCUGCAACUGCCUCAUUUACAGCUUGUCGAACAGCACUUUCCGUAAAGGCCUCAAACGCCUUUGUUUAAUCUGCAUAAAACGCAGAGACACGAAAAAAACCCCAGGAGUGCCAACAGCUCCUCCUCGUCCAGCGUGUCAUGUGUAGUGCCUAGUGUGGACCGGAGAGAGUGUUGCAUAUUGUGUGUCGCCGGCUUGUCUCGCUCAGUGGAAACAGGCUUGUGUUGGCAUCUGGAUGGCGUUCCCAGGUCUUGUCCCACAGUCUGGUUGUCUUCAUGACAAAUCCUUAAGGCAAAAGAGUCACCCGGCACCCUGAUCAUUCGUGUCCAAGGGGUAGUUAAGGCAGAUGUUUUGUGGAGCAUUAAAUAGAAAUUCUUUAUGCAAAACAUGACAAAGUCAGAGGAUGAAGAAAACAUGUCAUGACACUGAAAGUGUUAUGAUUAUUAUUAUUAUUAUUGGUAUUUAUCCAUGGAAAAAAAAAAAAAUUAUUUGUCAAGUCGUAGGAUCUCUUAAAUAAGCGCCAUUUAUAUAAAUGUAAUAACAUUCAACAUCCAUCUUAACCAGAGUGUGCUCCGGUUUGUUUUUGGGACAAGACAAACCUUAGACUAAUCAUGUGCCACAUUUCCUUGUUCUUUUCCGUUAUCUGGUUCUGUACCAACACACGUUUUUCAGAUUGUACAACUUUUGCCUCUGGUCACAGGACAAUUCUAAGAGUGAAUCAACAAACAAACAAACGAACCUUUCUGCCUGACCCCAGAUUGCACAAAGAUGCACUUUCUCAUAGGAAGACAUGGGACCUCAUGGAAUCAUUCCUGCUCUAGUUUUGUGUUUUUUAUAUAAAAAAAUAAAUAAAUAAAUAAAAAUAAUAAAUAAAUAAAUAAUCAACCAUAGGUGAAGCCAUUCUCAGAAGAUGAGCAGCUGAUGGUCCUUACUUCUGCUGACUUGCCAGAAUCGCAUCCCUGGAUUUGCAAUGAGUCAUUUAAUGUAAUGUUUCUUUAUACCAUACAGCAUUAGUGUAGCACAGCUGUCUUGGCAUGUUUGGUUUACUUUCCAAAAUGGAGAACUCUAACUAUCUUUAUUGUGUUAUUUAUCAAAAAAAAAAAGAAUAAAUAAAUAAUGCGUUGAUUAUGGAUCAUCACACCAUAAUAUAACACAAGCCAGAGAGCUGUGUCUCACAGUUAUACAGCAAAAAAAAAAAUUCAAUAAUUAUAACUCUGUAACAACAGAACUUUUUUUUUUGGCAAAAAUAUACCUUGUUGAAGAACACACAAAUACAAAGCAAAGCAAGCAAAAAAAGAAUCAAGAGAUUGAUUUAAAAAAAAAUGUACAUAGAAAAAAGGCUACAUGACUGUUUUAGCAAGUUUAGAUUAGUAUUUCCUCUUUAUUAUUAAUCUGGCCCUUUCUGUACAUAACUCGAUUUAUAUACGUGAAGGUGCCAAGAAAAAUGGAGGACACUGGAAUCCGCCUCCUUGUCGUCUUGUCUCGUCUUGUCUCGUUGGUAUAUCCCUGCUGUGAGCGUGAAGUUGGUCUGUUGUCACACUGGUCAGAACUUCAGCGGUACUGUUUUAUUGUAGAUAGCUUUUGUCUUCUAGAUGACCAAAGUGAAAUAUUUAACAGAUGUUUCCUUUUUUUAUUCUUUAAUUAUUAAAAAAAAACACCUAAUGAAUGAAAAUACUAUGUCUGAGAACAUGUAUGCAGUAGUUUUUCCUGUAUCGUGGGUUGCGUGCGCUUGGAAAGAAUCUAUUUAUUAUACCAUUGUCAUUAUACGAACGUGUGUGUCUUGAUGUUUUAUAUACAGUAGAACUGUGACAAAGAUAACUCUAGUUUUCUCGAGUAGCAGUCAGUUUUGACCAGCAGAGAUAUGAAAAAAAAAAUAUUUUUUUCAAGACUUUACUGCAUGUUCAUUUAGAUUCAAUUACAGAUUUACUUUUCUAACAAUAUUAUAAACUAUAUGAUAUAACAUUGAAGUUAUCUUUGUACUUAAAGAUCUCCGAGAUGUCGAUGUUGAGAGUGUUUUAAAGAUUAUAAACGUGGUUUUAGACUGUUUCUUAACUGCCAUGUUAGGGCAGGGUGCUGUGCAAUAUGUCUGUUCUUUGGAGGUUCUGAAGUAAAAUGGCAGAACCGCAUAUCGCAUACAAUAGACAGAGUUAAAAAAAAAAAGGGCUUUCUUUAUUUGUUCCACGUGUUCCAGUUGUGUGUUGAAACUACAGAUUACAAUCUGGUGGCUUCUAGCCAUGUGCUUGGAUGCAUUUGGACUGUAGCUGUAGUGUUCGAGUGAAAGUGAAGCGAGUUGAGCGUAACGUCUUAACUCCAGAACCAUCUUUAUUAUUAAGUGCACAUGACUUUGUGUUUCGUGUCAUUGUUUGUUAGUUACGCCGAGCAACCAAACUACGGCGCAAAGAGCUCGUUCAGAUUUUAUUCAUUUAAUUAUUUCAGACUUUAAAACCAGAGUCAAAACUGUACUUGGAAUACACUUUUUAAAAAAGGACUGAUUUCAGGAAAAGGUUCAGGUGGCUUUUGUAUUAUUUUUGAAUUCUUAUAUUGUUCGUCAUGUCAUUUCUUGGAAAAACUUUCAAUUAUUAAAGUUGGUUGGAACAUAACAUUAAAACUACAGUCAUAUUACGAUGCUUAUACAAUUCAAAGGUACCUUUAUGUAAUAUCUACAAAAAUGAAAAUGUAAUGAGUAAAUAGUAAAAAUAAUUUAGAAAACAAAAGUUUAGAAUUUAACAGCACCAGAUUCAGGACUAAACUGUGACAUUGAAUUAAAAAUCUAAAAUUUUAAUUGUUAAAAAAAAAAAUUAAAUUAUACAUAUUGUGAUAUCGAUAUUAUCUUUUCAGGUUUUGAAUUAAGUUGAAUUAAAUUAACAGAAAAUAUCUUAAACAACCAAAUUCACAAAAUACUUCGUGUUAAAAUUUUACGUUUAAAGUUUUUCAUACUCAAAAUAAUUUUUCACAUAUUUCACUUAAUUUUAAAUUUGUUAAAAUUGUAUUUAAACCUUAUACAAAUUCCUUUAAACCUUGAUUUUUUCCUGAAUUCAUUGGUAAAUAUUUAAAUUCUUUAUAGAAAGAAAUUUUAGCAGUAUGAAAGUAAAGAAAGACAGAUAUAAGUUUUAAAGGAGUUGUUACUUCAUAAUAAGAGAACGAUUGAAAAUGUUUGUGUGCAUACAGUAUUUCCACUGAUCAAAAUGUUUGCUAAUCUGUUUAUUUUUAUUUUAAAAUGAACAUCUCAUUUAUGAUAUGAUCUAAAAAAAGGAAAUUUUCAAGAUUUAAUAGAUUACAUCUUAAGUUAUUAGUGAAACUAGGUAUAGACUUUAAAUAAUUAUAUAAAAAUAUAAUAUGAACGUGGUUCAAAAGUGAGAAAAUUAACGAUUUUACACCAAUUGUUUGUAUUUCAGUUCUAAAACAAAUAGCUCUUAACUUUUUGCAGUUGAGGAUUUAAUUUGUUUAAAGCAAAAAAGUGGAAGAGGAUGAAGAUGACGUAGAAAUAUGGUUGUGUUACUACAGACUCGAGAUUUAUCUGUAAUGGUUAACUUUUAUUGCGACAAGUUUUAUAAGAUUCUGUCAGGACAAGUAGCCGUUUUAAGAUUUUGCUAAGUUUUGAUGUUCUAACUAGCAAACUGGUUAAAAUUCUAGCAGACGGACUUUUCAUCUGAAACUUUAAUUUAUUUAGAAUUUUGCAUGUCAUGUCAUGACCAAGCAUUUGUACUAUUUAAUACACUGAUGCACUGAUACUAGUUUACCGUGCUGAUGAUAGUUAUGAUAAUACAUUUCUGCUAUUUAUAAAUCAAAAGAUUUGUAUGUGAAACAGUUAAAUUCUUUUUUUUAAUUUUGUGAUGUGUUCUUCCUGGAUGAUGAUUGGCUCGCAGAAUGAAUUUUAUCAAAUCAAGGUUAUAAGUAAGUUACAUAAGAAAAAUAAGUUUUAUAUAGGUUAUCUUAAACAAAAUGCCAAAUUGAAGCAUCGUUGUUAUCUGUACGUUUUUUUUUUUUUUUUUUUUUUUGCUGUCCUUCCAAGUUUUAUAUAUUUUUUAUUUCAUUUUAAAUUUCAUUCAUUUUUUUCCCUUGAUGGACAAGGCAGUGGAUGUUAGACUAUCCAGUGUCGAGACGUCUGCUCCGGAGGAAUUUAGGCAAAAGUUUUCAGCAUUGAUGUCAUUUUUUUAUUUUUUACGUUUUGAUGCCAGCGUUCUUGAGUUCCCAUUUUGUUUUUUGUUCUCUCUCUAAUGCCAAAGAUUUUUUUUCUUUCCUGUGGGAAAACCACUCUGUUCUCGCAAUCAAAGUCAAGGGCUAGUCGUCUCCAGGGAGGCUCCCGCUCUCCCAUGCUGCCGUGCCGUAUUAGGACGUGGGACUUCGCUUAGGCUCGGUCUGGAGCUGUGUGUGUGUGUGUGUGUUUCCCCUGCAAUAAAAACACACAUUCUUUAUCUUUACAUCUGAUGUGAAGUGCUUAGAGUACCAUCCGAUCAGUCCUUUCCUAAAAGUGUAUUCCUCCUGUAGUCCCCCCCCCCCCCAUACAAAAAAUUACGUUAUAACACACACACACUCACAGUGUGUAGUCGGGUGUGUGUUAGCUGCUCUACUGUACCUUUUGUUUUUAUUUUGUAAUGAUGUCAUGUAUGUAUGUUUUAGCAUAAUUGUUGAUGAGAUUUAUACUCUGGUAUAUCUGCACUGAGGAAAUAAAUGUGAUCCUGA
Molecule: messenger RNA, 6334 nt
Organism: Clarias gariepinus (North African catfish)
Lineage: Eukaryota; Metazoa; Chordata; Actinopteri; Siluriformes; Clariidae
Product: probable G-protein coupled receptor 21
Exons: 1
Coding region: 768-1799 (343 amino acids)
Biological process (GO): G protein-coupled receptor signaling pathway
Cellular component (GO): membrane
Molecular function (GO): G protein-coupled receptor activity
Source: RefSeq, a predicted model, not a curated record